AAUUAACUUCAUACCUACUGAUUUAUAAUUCUCGUAGUAACUUAAAGUAAAGUUCAUACUAACACUAAAAAAUAUUUUUGAUUUGCGAUAACAAUGUGAACAAAUAGUCGAUUAUUAGCAUCUGCUAAAGAUUUUUUUAUACUGGCAAGAGCCAUGUAGCUAACAAGCAACACACGUUCUACACUUCCUUUUUCUCGUGUACUUUUGACAACACGAGGUUAUAUUUUCUAUUUUCAAUAGAAAAAAACCAAUCAUGGCUGAGGAAAACUGGAAUGACGAUGGCGGUGAAGCGGGCAGCAUGGCUGUGGAAUCCAUGCCACUGCCACAACCCGCUGACAUUCCCGAAAUCAAACUGUUUGGAAGGUGGAGCUGUUAUGAUGUCCAGGUUUCGGACAUGUCUCUUCAGGAUUACAUCUCCGUCAAGGAGAAGUACGCAAAAUACUUGCCCCAUUCCGCCGGCAGGUAUGCUCAUAAACGAUUCCGUAAAGCUCAGUGCCCGAUCGUAGAGCGUUUGACUAACUCUUUGAUGAUGCACGGACGCAACAACGGCAAGAAGUUGAUGGCCGUCCGUAUUGUGAAACACGCUUUUGAGAUCAUUCACCUGCUAACUGGUGAGAACCCUCUGCAAGUGCUGGUAACAGCCAUUAUCAACUCUGGGCCUAGAGAAGACUCCACUAGAAUCGGACGCGCCGGUACCGUCCGUCGUCAGGCUGUCGAUGUAUCUCCUCUCCGCCGUGUCAACCAAGCCAUCUGGUUAUUGUGCACUGGUGCACGUGAAGCUGCAUUCAGAAACAUUAAAACAAUUGCUGAAUGUGUUGCUGAUGAACUUAUCAACGCUGCUAAGGGCUCAUCAAACUCAUAUGCGAUCAAGAAGAAAGAUGAGUUGGAGCGUGUUGCUAAAUCCAACCGUUAAAUAAUAAUUAUAAGACCUCUUCUUAUUAAAAAAAAAUUCGAAA
This is a messenger RNA of Manduca sexta (tobacco hornworm), 956 nucleotides long. RefSeq names its product 40S ribosomal protein S5 (gene RpS5). NCBI's taxonomy places the organism in Eukaryota, Metazoa, Arthropoda, Insecta, Lepidoptera, Sphingidae. Gene Ontology annotation, molecular function: mRNA binding; structural constituent of ribosome; rRNA binding. The transcript is spliced from 2 exons. Gene Ontology annotation, biological process: ribosomal small subunit assembly; translation. The coding region runs from base 254 to 913 and encodes 219 amino acids. The record is from RefSeq and is a predicted model, not a curated record. Gene Ontology annotation, cellular component: cytosolic small ribosomal subunit; ribosome.